CUAUUAUAGAAAACGGAAAACAUAGAUCACGUGGUUUAAAAGAAACAGAGCGGGUCGCUGGCUUUAUCUAUUUCCACAAUUCCCCGGCACGUGUAAAUAUCCUCCUUCAAUUCGUUUGAGUGUCUUGUUGUAUUAUAGUUUUGCUAAAUUAUUUUCUAUUUUUAUUCAAUUGAGCUUUUAUUUGUGUAGUGUUUUAUUCACUUAAAUGCAUUGUGGGUAGUCCAUCAUGCGUAGGCUAUAUGACAAAUACACUAACUAAUAACGAAAGCUGAAGUUCACGGUUCCACGUAAACCAUAGCCCUUCUCAUAUACGGGCUAUAUAUAUAACAUACAUGAUGACAGAAACUCGUCCCUCGCUCUACUGCUGCUGUCAAAACAAAACUGACUGCGGUUGGUCCGGCGGAUGAUGAAUGAGGAGAGGUUUGAUAAUCCCAUUUAUAGCAGUGGUCCAAUGGGCCUCACCGAAGGAGACCGGGAAUCCUUACGGAAACCAUGCAACCGAACUCACCUCUCAGGUUCCGAAUGCUUAAGAAGACACUACAUACUACUGCUGUGUGUGGUAGUAGUGGGGUGUACUGUGGCUGUCAUAAGUCUGUUUGCCCAGAAAAACUAUCAAAUUGCACAGCGACAGCAGUCAAAUAUGGAACCCUCUGCGGCAGAGAGAGAAGAGAUGAAGUCUCUGAAAUCAGAGGACUACAGCGUUCUUCUAAAUAUGAUUUUAAAGCAGGAAGGGUGGAAGUAUAUCAACUCCAGUUUGUACUACAUGUCUACUGAGACCAAGUCCUGGGGUGAGAGCAGACCUUACUGCCAACGGAAGGGAUUGGACCUGGUGACCAUAAACAGCAAAGACGAAGAGGACUUUCUCCUUGACGUGGUCCGUGCAAAGAAAUUGGAUGUAGCCUGGAUUGGUUUUUCUCCCAACAACACAAAGGAGAUAUCUACACGGGUGAAGAGAGGUGUGGGGUCAGAAGAAGGUGCUCAGGAAGAGGACUGUGCUACGCUUACGGUAUAUGAGACACCUGCAGUGAAAGAACUAACCGGGGGACAAUGUGGGACAAAGAAAUACUGUAUUUGUGAAAAAUACCUGGAUGUCAAAUACAAUGUAAGCAAGAGAAACCGUUAACUGGUUCUUCUGAAAGGAUUCGACUUCUUUUUAAUGGAGGGAACAACUGCUAGCUUCAACUCUUCUUUUAAAUGGAGGGAACAACUGCUAGCUUCAACUCUUCUUUUAAAUGGAGGGAACAACUGCUAGCUUCAACUCGUCUUUUAAAUGGAGGGAACAACUGCUAGCUUCAACUCGUCUUUUAAAUGGAGGGAACGACUGCUAGCUUCAAUGUUUCUUUUUAAAUGGAGGGAACGACUGCUAGCUUCAAUGUUUCUUUUUAAAUGGAGGGAACAACUGCUAGCUUCAAUGUUUCUUUUUAAAUGGAGGGAACAACUGCUAGCUUCAACUUCUUUUUAAUGGAGGGAACAACUGCUAGCUUCAAUUUUUCUUUUUAAAUGGAGGGAACAACUGCUAGCUUCAAUUUUUCUUUUUAAAUGGAGGGAACAACUGCUAGCUUCAACGUUUCUUUUUUAAAUGGAGGGAACAACUGCAUUUUCCAAGAAGCAACUGUUAGUCAUUCCAGUUAGGUUGGUGAGGGUUUUUUACCCUGAAAUACACAUCUGCAUCGUAUAUUAAGAAAAGUUAAAAGGGUAGUUUUCUGUGCUAGGAAAACCCCCCCCCUGCAUUGUUCCAAUACGCAAAAGCACUUUCAGUCAAUAAGCUUUCCAUUUUAGCCAGACAGUUUUCAACUGAAGUCAAUGGGCAGAUGGAUUCAAUGGGCAGAUGGAUAAAAACAUUUAUGUUUUUGUUUUAAAGUAAACAAAAAUAUUUCACGUAAAAACAACAUUUAGUAAAACAUUGUGUUUAGACGGGGGGCUGACAGAGCAGGGUAGGAACACACAUCGUACACACACAUCGUACACACACACACACACCACAACCUUACACACACACACACACACACACACACACACACACACACACACACACACACACACCAUACACACACCUUACACACCUUACACACACCUUACACACCUUACACACACACACACCUUACACACCAUACACCUUACACACACACCGUACACACACACACCGUACACACACACACCGUACACACACACACCUUCAGCCUCUCUCAAGUCAUUGGUGAAGGGGUGAAGGACAAUCAGCCUCCAUCUAUACACAAUGUUUCACUAAAUGUUUUUUGUUUGACAUUACAUUUUUCUUUUAAAACAACAGUUUUUU
Messenger RNA from Oncorhynchus kisutch (coho salmon), 2296 nucleotides. Its product is annotated as killer cell lectin-like receptor subfamily B member 1B allele B. Bases 404 to 1123 code for a protein of 239 amino acids. Lineage: Eukaryota; Metazoa; Chordata; Actinopteri; Salmoniformes; Salmonidae. The record is from RefSeq and is a predicted model, not a curated record. The transcript is spliced from 5 exons.